Messenger RNA from Racocetra persica, 206 nucleotides. The record is from the annotation of a GenBank genome assembly. Lineage: Eukaryota; Fungi; Glomeromycota; Glomeromycetes; Diversisporales; Gigasporaceae.
AUGUGGCUAUUGUCUACCGGAAGACAACCUUUUGCAAAUAGAGAACAUGAUGAGAAUUUAGCAAUUGACAUUUGCGAUGGUGUACAGCCACAUAUAAGCGAAAAUAUACCGGUCCAAUAUGCACAACUCAUGAAACGAUGCCUGGAAUUUAAUCCUGACAAACGACCAUCUGCUGAGGAAUUGUGCUGUAAAACAACUUCUGAUUG